AUGGGAGGAGGCUGGCCCCACAAGGAGGGAUGGCUCCUGUGUCUUGUUCUUGGCCUUUUGCUUCAAGGUAACAGCCAUGUUUUCACCAUCAACUGUACAGGGUUUGAUGUUCAUGGACCGAACCAUACUGCCUUCCAGUCAGUGUUUGACAAAAAGGCCUUCCGACCAGUUGUCAACCCCAAGGUCCCCACCAGGGUCAACAUCUCCUUCACCUUAUCUGCCAUUCUGGAGGUGAAUGCACAGAUUCAGCUCCUUACAUCAUUCGUCUGGCUAGAGUUGUUCUGGAAAAACCAAUUCAUCAGCUGGAACCCAGAAGAGUGUGGAGGAAUCAUGAACGUCACUGUGGCAACUGAGCAUCUCUGGCUUCCAGACAUCUUCAUUGUAGAGUUCAUGGGCGUUGAUCAGAUUCCAACAGAUCUCAUGGCAUAUGUGAAUUAUCAGGGUCACAUCAAGUAUAAGAAACCUAUGAAGGUGACCAGCAUCUGUAAACUAGACAUCUUCUUCUUCCCCUUUGACCGGCAGAACUGCACUCUGACCUUCAGCUCUUUCCUGUACACAGUGAGUGACAUGGUGUUGGGCCUGGAGAAGGAAGUGUGGCAGAUGACAGACACUUCACAAGAUCUUGUCCAGACCCAAGGGGAGUGGCAGUUGUUGGACAUCAAAAAAGCGACCCCAAAGCUGGCUGUGGGCUCCAGCCUAUACGAUCAGAUUGUAUUCUAUGUAGCCAUCCAGCGCAGACCCAGGCUCUACGUCAUCAAUCUACUGCUGCCUAGUGGAUUUCUGAUAGCAAUCGAUGCCCUGAGCUUCUUCCUGCCAGCGGAGAGUGGCCACCGAGCCCCUUUCAAGAUGACCCUGCUCCUGGGAUACACCGUCUUCCUGCUCAUGAUGAAUGAUUUACUGCCAGCCAGUGGCACCCCACUCAUCAGUGUGUACUUUGCUCUGUGCUUGUCCCUGAUGGUAGUCAGCCUGCUGGAGGCCAUCUUCCUCACCUACCUUCUGAAUCUGGUUACUACACAGCCCCCUCCCAUGCCCCCCUGGCUCCAUUCACUGCUGCUGCACUACCUCCGAGCAACAGAUUGCUACAAGAAGAGGAAGGAGAAUGGGACUCCCCACCCCAACGCUAUCGAGGUGCCCAGUAAGUGGCAUCAGCGCCCUCCCCAUCUCCCUUUGUUCCGAACUACUAAUCCCUCUGCUUUCCCAUUUCCAGUGGUGGACCUUGCCAGUCAUGGCGGCCAACCCAAUAUUGGGCUAAGCCCUCAUCUUCUCUACAGGCCUGAAGGAGCUUGGGGUGAAGGCAGGCUCAGCUAA
This is a messenger RNA of Monodelphis domestica (gray short-tailed opossum), 1308 nucleotides long. The record is from RefSeq and is a predicted model, not a curated record. Lineage: Eukaryota; Metazoa; Chordata; Mammalia; Didelphimorphia; Didelphidae.